AUGUCAACAUUUCCAUCUUCAUCUAUCAGUGACAAAAUAGAUUAUGCCUCUCUGAGCUCACUAUGGAACUGGCUACAAGCAACUUUUCUGGGAGAGAGUAGUGUGCCUCAGCAAACAAAUUUGAGGCUACUAAAUUAUCUUGCUCCGGCUGUGCAAGUUAUCCUGAGGAUUUUCUUUUUUAUUUUGUUGGGAGUAGGACUGUAUGCCUUGUGGAAACGAAGUAUUCGGUCAAUUCAGAAAAUACUGUUGUUUGUGAUCACACUCUACAAACUUUACAAGAAGGGCUCAGAUUUUUUUCAGGCCUUGCUGGUCAACCCAGAAGGGAAUGGUCUCCCAGUUCAAGACAAUAAUUUCUUCCUGUCCUUGGGUCUGCAAGAGAAAAUUCUGAAAAAACUUCAGAUGGUGGAAAACAAAGUGAAGAGCCUGGAGGGGAUGAUCAUCUCCCAAAAACCUGCCACGAAGAGGGAUCGCUCCUCUGAGCCCUACUGCAGCUGCUCUGACUGCCAGAGUCCCUUGCCCACAUCAGGGUUUACUUCCACAUCUGAAAUGUGA
This is a messenger RNA of Pteronotus mesoamericanus, 552 nucleotides long. RefSeq names its product transmembrane and coiled-coil domains 2 (gene TMCO2). NCBI's taxonomy places the organism in Eukaryota, Metazoa, Chordata, Mammalia, Chiroptera, Mormoopidae. The transcript has 2 exons. The record is from RefSeq and is a predicted model, not a curated record. Gene Ontology annotation, cellular component: nucleus. The coding region runs from base 1 to 552 and encodes 183 amino acids.